CCACCAAAAGCUAGGGUUUUGAUCUAAGCUACAUAAAAAAGUGGAGAGAGGUAGUUGUGCACUCGCCGUCUUCGUCGCCCCCCUGCCUGCUGUUUUCUGCAUCGUCUUUGGAGCUAGUACAUUUGGUUCAAUUUAAUCCCCAAAGAUGCAGAACGAAGAGGGUCAGAUCACUGAGCUUUACAUCCCCAGGAAAUGCUCAGCCACAAACAGGCUGAUCACCUCGAAGGAUCAUGCCUCUGUCCAGAUCAACAUCGGUCAUCUUGAUUCUGAUGGCAUCUACACCGGCCAGUUCUCCACCUUUGCUCUCUGCGGUUUCAUCCGUGCCCAGGGAGAUGCUGACAGUGCUAUCGACAGGCUAUGGCAGAAGAAGAAGGUCGAAGCCCGUCAACAGUAGGGAGAGGAUCUCUCCUAUUUAUACCAUUUAUGUCAUUUUGUUAAAAGAAUUUUUCGUAUGAAGAACAAAGUUUUGCCCAAUCAGAUUUGACAUUUUUGGAAGAGUAGAUUCCUCUCCUUGUGACAUAAUGGUUUAAAAGGCUUUUAUACGCUUGCA
This is a messenger RNA of Tarenaya hassleriana, 550 nucleotides long. RefSeq names its product 40S ribosomal protein S21-2-like. Gene Ontology annotation, molecular function: structural constituent of ribosome. The coding region runs from base 146 to 394 and encodes 82 amino acids. Gene Ontology annotation, cellular component: cytosolic small ribosomal subunit; ribosome. Lineage: Eukaryota; Viridiplantae; Streptophyta; Magnoliopsida; Brassicales; Cleomaceae. The record is from RefSeq and is a predicted model, not a curated record. The transcript is spliced from 4 exons. Gene Ontology annotation, biological process: translation; endonucleolytic cleavage to generate mature 3'-end of SSU-rRNA from (SSU-rRNA, 5.8S rRNA, LSU-rRNA); endonucleolytic cleavage in ITS1 to separate SSU-rRNA from 5.8S rRNA and LSU-rRNA from tricistronic rRNA transcript (SSU-rRNA, 5.8S rRNA, LSU-rRNA).